AUGUCAGUAAGAACAGCAACUUUUAUCAAGGAACUGUUGUUUGCUCUUCUUUUAAAAGCAUGUAUGGAGGCCCUUGGUAUGGAAGAUGGAAGAAUUCCAGAUUCAGCUAUAAGUGCUUCAUCGUUUUAUAGCGAGGGUACACAUUCCAAUCAGGUUCGUCUCAACUCACCUUCUGCAUGGGUUGCAGCCAACAAUGACCCGCAGCCCUGGGCUCAAGUUGACCUCGGAAAGGACGCUAUGAUCAAGAAAAUCGCUACCCAAGGGAGACGCGGUGCCUAUUGGUGGGUAAGGACAUACACACUUUCAUCACGUGCCAACGGAGAGACUGAUUGGUUGACGUAUAAAGAGAAUGAAGAUGUGAAGAUAUUUCAAGGUAACAAUGAUCAGGUAACGGUUGUAUCCCAUGUGUUACCGCAGCACAUCCGGGCUCGUUUCGUCAGGUUCUGGCCCAAGACUUGGACUCAUAGAUACAAAGCCAUGAGGGCAGAGCUGUACGGCUGUUUUCUUCAGUAA
This is a messenger RNA of Pocillopora damicornis (cauliflower coral), 513 nucleotides long. Its product is annotated as neuropilin-1-like. The record is from RefSeq and is a predicted model, not a curated record. NCBI's taxonomy places the organism in Eukaryota, Metazoa, Cnidaria, Anthozoa, Scleractinia, Pocilloporidae.